Dictyostelium purpureum is the source of this 1155-nucleotide messenger RNA. Its product is annotated as 26S proteasome non-ATPase regulatory subunit 13. Bases 1 to 1155 code for a protein of 384 amino acids. The transcript is spliced from 5 exons. Gene Ontology annotation, cellular component: nucleus; cytosol; proteasome regulatory particle, lid subcomplex. The record is from RefSeq and is a predicted model, not a curated record. Lineage: Eukaryota; Evosea; Eumycetozoa; Dictyosteliales; Dictyosteliaceae. Gene Ontology annotation, biological process: ubiquitin-dependent protein catabolic process. Gene Ontology annotation, molecular function: structural molecule activity.
AUGGCCCAAUAUAAACCACUUGAAUAUUUAGAACAUUUAAAAAAGAUUGUUCCUGAUUAUGUUGAUCAAAUCAAUGCUAUCAGAGAAACAUACGAUAAUAAAUUAUGGCAUCAAUUAACUAAACUUAUUGAAGUAUUUGUUAUUACACCACAAAUGCUCGAAAAGAAAGAAUUACAUAACUUUUAUAAUAAUUUUAUCAAAGAUUUUGAAGCCAAAUUAAAACCAUUAAGUUUAGUAGAAAUUUGUAUUGCCAUUGCCAGACAAUUUGAUAUUGAUGAAUCAAGAAAAUUCAUUGAAAGUAUUUCAAAAAAAGUUUCAAAAGAUAAAUCAGCAUACAUUUUAUCAUUAUCAUAUAUGGCAAAUUCAAAUUUACGUGCAGGUACAGAUCAAUUACAAGAAUGUAAAAAAACAUUAGAAAUCGCCAAAGAAGAAUUACAAGGUAUUACUGGUUUAGAUUGGAUUGUUUAUUCAUCAUUUUAUCGUGUUAGCACUGACUACUAUAUGGCCAAAAACCAAGCUAGCGAAUUUUAUAAAAAUGCUUUAAUGUACUUAUCAUAUUGUAAAUUAGAAACUAUUCCACAAGAAGAACAAGCUAGUCUUGCCUAUAACCUUUGUAUUGCUGCUUUAGUUGGUGAAAAUGUUUAUGGUUUUGGUGAUUUAAUCGCAAAUCCAAUUCUUAAGGCAUUAGAAGGAUCACAACAUUCAUGGUUAAUUGCAUUUUUAAAAGCAUUUAAUAUUGGUGAUAUUGCUCAAUUUGAACAAUUAAUGUCACAACAUCGUGAUAUUAUCUCACAACAAACAGCCAUCACAAACAAUAUGCAAAAGCUCAGACAAAAGAUUUCAAUUCUUGCACUUUUAGAAUUAGCUUUUAGAACACCAUCAGAUCAAAGAUCAAUUUCAUUCCAAAAGAUUGCUCAAGCCACUAAACUUCCAGAUACUGAAAUCGAACAUCUUUUAAUGAAAUCCCUCUCAUUAGGUCUUAUUAAAGGUUCAAUUGAUCAAACUGUUCAAAUUAUUCAUAUCACUUGGGUAACUCCAAGAAUUUUAGAUCUCAAUCAAAUCAACUCUAUGAAUAACAGAAUCACAGAAUGGUUCAACAAAACAAAAUCAUCAUUAAAAAUUGUUGAAGACGAUACUGUCGAUUUAGUUGCUUAA